ACAAUGGUGGAAACGAUUAUCCAAAAUCUGGAAUCCCAUUUGGCAAAUCUUCAAUCUAUAGAAAGCAAAGGCAUUGGAGCUUCAAUCUAUAGAAUACCAGAGCAUAUAAUGAAUGUUAAUCCAAACGCAUUUAAACCGAAGCUGGUAUCGUUCGGGCCAUAUCACCAUGGGGAGCUGCAUUUGAUGCCCAUGGAGAAGAAGAAACAUGAAGCACUUUGGUACUUUAAAAAGAGCUGCAGAGGAUUGACCACUGAAAAGAUUGUGAGUGGGCUGUGGAACAUGUUGGGAGAUCUGCAAGGAUCAUACGAUAAACUUGAUGAUAAAUGGAAAAAAGAACCACUCAAAUUUUUGGAGCUCAUGAUCUUGGAUGGUUGUUUAAUAAUGCAUAUCUUUUUGGAAGAUAAAUAUUUACUGAAAUUUAACAAUGUGGAUGUACAGCGAGAUAUGUUGCUGCUUGAGAAUCAAUUGCCCAUGAUGCUUCUUGACAAGCUGUAUUCCAUCUUAAAGCCAGGAAAGAACAAAUUUGUGAUGCAUCCACUUAAUGUCAAAUCGCUUGUUUGGGAAUCCGAUAGCGUCGGCACCGGUGCAAUGGAGAAAGACUACUUGCACCUUCUGGAUAUGUAUAGGUGGGAAUUGAAUAUUAACGUAUUGCCUAGAUGGAGUAAACUUCAAGUCAGCCACUUGGGAACGAGUCAUGAGAUUCGGCUAGCCACUCGCUUCCAUAAAGCUGGGAUCAAACUUGAGAAAGGGUGGAACCUUAGGGCCGUGAGUUUUGAUGAAAACAAAGGUAUAUUGAGCCUCCCGUUCAUCGAAAUGAAUGCUAACAUUGAAUCAGGCUUAUUGAACGCGAUGGCAUUUGAGAAGCUUUCUGGGAUUGAUAACAUAGUAGGCUCUUUCGUCGUCUUGAUGGGUAAUCUACUGAAGAAAGGUGAGGUAGAUUCAUUCAACCAGCUGGCCAAAGGCGAGGUUUUGAGCUUUUUGGACUACUAUUCCGUCUACCGUUUAGUGAAUGAGCAUUGUAAAAGGCCAUGGAGAAUAUGGUGGACGACUCUCAAAGAUGUCAACUUUCAAAAUCCGUGGACCAUUAUCUCUACUCUUUCUGCUUCGAUCGGUUUUGUGCUCCUUAUUCUCCAAACCGUAUACGGAAUGUAUGGCUACUACCUCCCACGUCGAUCUUGAUCUAACACCACUCAUAUGCUUUGGUUUCAACCCAGUUUUAAUUAUUUUGUUUUCUUAUCGUAUUAUUUGUGUGUUUGUGUGGCAAUAUCCUAUCUCUUACGUUAUCUUCAUGAUCUUGAGCUUCAAAAAUUUAUC
Messenger RNA from Cucurbita moschata (crookneck pumpkin), 1314 nucleotides. Its product is annotated as UPF0481 protein At3g47200-like. Bases 4 to 1179 code for a protein of 391 amino acids. NCBI's taxonomy places the organism in Eukaryota, Viridiplantae, Streptophyta, Magnoliopsida, Cucurbitales, Cucurbitaceae. The record is from RefSeq and is a predicted model, not a curated record. The transcript is spliced from 2 exons.